Molecule: messenger RNA, 460 nt
Organism: Anoplophora glabripennis (Asian longhorned beetle)
Lineage: Eukaryota; Metazoa; Arthropoda; Insecta; Coleoptera; Cerambycidae
Exons: 3
Coding region: 56-460 (134 amino acids)
Source: RefSeq, a predicted model, not a curated record
UUGGCCACUAUAAAGUGCGCUUAUGUUCCUGUUGCAAUAAAAUAUCCCUUCAAAUAUGAACCAAUAUAAGGAUGAUCGCUAUAUGGCUAUGUGCAGUGAAAGAACCUUACAGACGAACUCAAAAGGGUUUUUCAUGAACUUCGCCCAGCUGGUCAGUGAAAAUGUAGGAGAAGAGUGGAUAAAACAUGUAUUCGGCAAACUGAAAACCGACAGGCAACGAAUUAGGUUGGUGUACAAUCACAAACAGACUAUGCUUCCUAUGACUGACGUACUGAGCAACGUGCAAGAAAUCUACAGAAGAAAAAGUGCAGAGGUUUCAGAAGCAAAACGACUGGAAGCAGAAAAGGCAACCAAAGAAGGAGAUCUGCAGAAGGCCUUGCUUCUCUAUAGCCAGAGCGUUCUGAGAGCACCCAAAACAGUAAAUAGCAAGUAUAGGAACAUAGAUGUAAACGAGUUAUAG